Messenger RNA from Daldinia decipiens, 1803 nucleotides. Its product is annotated as putative oxalate decarboxylase oxdC. Lineage: Eukaryota; Fungi; Ascomycota; Sordariomycetes; Xylariales; Hypoxylaceae. Bases 242 to 1471 code for a protein of 409 amino acids. The transcript has 6 exons. Gene Ontology annotation, biological process: oxalate metabolic process. The record is from RefSeq and is a predicted model, not a curated record.
CUGCGAAGUAGGUAUUUGGGGCGUGUUUUUCUCGUGCAUCGUAGAGUUAAUACCCCUGGCUGGGCGUGAAUAAGGAGAGGUGCCUAAAAUUGGCUAUUGCAAUGGCGUGCCCUGCCGGAUGAAAAUCCGUAUAUUAGAAGGUGUAUAUAAGCCAGUAGCAGCUUAUACUCGCUGCAUGAUCUCCUGAACUACAUCCGCCCUGCAGCACUCUUAUUUCUAAUAUCGCACUCGAGUAGCCAAUAUGAAGGUUCUCCAAACCUCCUUCACAUUUCUCGCGGCAUGGGGUGCCAGCGGCUCUGUUAUAGAGCGUCAAAGCAAGGGUGGCUUCGAAGACGGCCAGCCGAUUGACGGUAACGGAAAGGGUGCACCAUUCUCAGGCGGGACAAACCAUGCCCUUGACCUCCAGAAUCCAGACAACCUUGGCCAGCAAAGCACCGAUAAUGGUGUUGUACCAAACCUCAAAUGGAGCUUUUCAGACUCGAAGACGAGGAUCUUGAGGGGCGGCUGGGUUCGAGAACAGGUUGUAACAGAUCUACCCAGCAGUAAGCAGAUCUCAUCUGCUCAGCAGCAUUUGACUAAGGGCUCGAUCCGUGAGCUGCAUUGGCAUCGAGUGGCCGAGUGGGGAUAUGUCUAUGCUGGGUCAAUCUUGGUUUCAGGGGUAAACCAGGAUGGUCAAUUCGAAGUUGCUAAGCUCGAUGAAGGGGAUGUUUGGUACUUCCCUAAGGGUGUAGCUCAUACCGUCCAAGGUCUUGAGGAUGAAAAUGAAUUCCUCUUAAUAUUUGACGACGGUAAUUUCGAUGCUGUGGGGACAACUUUUAAUGUAGAUGAUUGGAUUACGCAUACUCCUAAGUCGAUUCUUGCCAAGAACUUUGGCCUUCCUGAGUCUGCCUUUGGUUCAGUGCCGUCUCCAAACCCGUAUAUCUCCAACGGAACUAUUGAUCACCAUAACGUGACUGGUGGCAAUGGUGAGCUCACCGGCAAUGCUUCAUUCGCUUAUUACUCGAAAGACCAUCCUCUGGAAAAGGUCCCCGGAGAAGGCGGUACACUUCGCAUUGUUGACUCGAAAACGUUCCCCAUUGCGACAACGAUAGCCGCCAGUAUUGUCACUCUUAAGCCUGGUGGUCUGCGAGAGCUGCACUGGCAUCCAAACGCCGAAGAAUGGCUUUACUUCCAUAAAGGUCAAGGGCGCGCGACCGUGUUUAUAGGUAGCGCUGCUGCUCGGACAUUUGACUUCAGAGCUGGAGAUACGGGAGUGUUUCCGGAUAAUAGCGGUCAUUACAUAGAGAAUACUUCAGAAACCGAAGAAUUGGUAUGGAUCGAGAUAUACAAGAGUGAUCGAGUCGAAGAUAUCUCCCUAACCCAGUGGCUCGCUUUAACGCCAGCAGGUAUCGUAGCCACAUCUUUAAACAUUCCGCUCGACGUGGCAGAAAAUUUGCAGAAGGAGAAGCAAAUCCUCAUCAAAAAUAGGUGAGUGGCUUGUACGACUCGUAUAAGCUCUCGCAUGGAAAGACACUGUAGCCUUCUUCAUGUUGGUGCAAUAAUUCAGAACUUAAGAUGUAAUUCAUAAUAUGAUAGCCUAUCGGCGUUGCUACUGCACCCAUGUCCCAUGUAUACAUGCCAUGCAUACAUGGCCUUCUCUUACUCGUCAAUGGUCCUGUCCUAAGCAUAACAAAUGCGUCGUGCGGCAACAGUCGACGACCUCUAAGGACCGCUAGCAUAUACUUCUACCUCUCUAUUGAACUUCAAACUCCACGUACGAUAGGACCUACUACUCCUGACUUACAUCCACCUAUCUUGAAAAAA